GAAAGGGUGGCUCUAAUUUCCUCGCACGACAUCCCAAGUGAAAAGACUGAACAAGAUGAAUGUCAACGACAUCUCAGCGUUGAAAAAGACAUUUCCUGUAACCGUGACAUUUUGUGUAAUUUAUCUUCUGGAAGGAGUGUUGAUCCUUCUGGGUAAUAUUUUUACCGUCUUUGUUUUUUGGAAGCGUCGAGCAGAGCUACAACGAACAUCGUAUCUUCUUGUAAAUUUAGCUCUUGCCGAUCUUUUGGUGGCAGUCGGCGUUUCACUAAGUUUGAGCAGUCAAGUCAAAAUUUUUGUCACCUAUGAAUUUUCAACGCCAGAGGAGUUUUUAAGCCUUUUCACCUGGGAUGUGUUUUGUGAAGGAUCUUCGCUGCUUAGUUUACUGGUAAUAUCUUUGGAGCGCCUCUAUGCAGUUCAAUGGCCUUUCCGACACCGUACUUUGCGCACCAGCAGCUAUAUCUACAGCAUCGCAUUUGUAUGGAUAACGUCAGUAAUCAUGUCUGCUACUUUCUUCGCUCUGCUCUACCAAGAAGGUUCCCUCGCUGUCUUUGUUAUAUGUCCACUCCUUUUUGUUUUUCUGGUGCUCCUCUGUGUUGCAAAUAUUCUCAUUUGCGUUCAGAUGCGUAAAAAUGUUCCUGAAGGAGUGAACCAAAAGCGAGCCUUGCAAAACAAGAAACUAACUAAGACUUUGUUGAUUGUUACAAUUCUUUCUCUCAUUUUCUGGUUGCCUGGUGUUGUGAUGGUGUCUGUUGUUAAUGCGUUCGGCCCUGAAUGUGCAAUCAAAACAUAUGAUGUAUAUCGCGGCCUUAAGAUUUUGCAUUUGGCAAAUUCUAUUGUAAAUCCCUUAGUUUAUGCAUUUCGAAUGCCAUUAUUCAAGUCUGAAAUCAAGGAAUGCUUUUCUAAAAUUUGUCGUACAAAUAGAAAUCGGAUUGAGAUUCGUAACCGCGAUACAGCAACACAAGUGUGCGAUGAAAAUGUUCAAGGAGAUGGAUAUUCAGAAUGUCACGAAACCAAAUUGUAAUUUUUUCCCAUAUGAUUUGUCCUCUCGCCUGAGAAGUAAACUGUAUUCUGCUGAGUAGCCUUUAUUGUGCCAAUGAUCGGCAGCCUUCCAGAGUUUUAUUGUAAGUUAGAAAAAUAUUAAGAGUGUUGAAUCAAUGAUAUACUCCACCAGGACCUUUGUCAGUCGCAUAGUCAAGUGAAAUGGCGCAGUUUUUAACAGACUGAAGCUCCAACGAACAUUCGCUUUCUGAAAAAAAAGGGUGUAACGGCGCUUAUGCAUCGAUCUCGCCACUUUAUUUGCACUACAAAGAACACCAAAAAGAAUAUAGCGCAGCUGUUAAUGAUUGAAGGACGUUCUAAUGGUAAGAAAUCUAGAUUCACAUUUUUAUGAUCAAACAUUACAUUUUGUCAGCUGUUGACAAAAUAAACGACAAUAUAAAAGAUUGUCAUGUACAUUAGUGCUAUGAACAUGCAAAGGAU
Molecule: messenger RNA, 1479 nt
Organism: Pocillopora verrucosa
Lineage: Eukaryota; Metazoa; Cnidaria; Anthozoa; Scleractinia; Pocilloporidae
Product: adenosine receptor A1-like
Biological process (GO): G protein-coupled receptor signaling pathway
Cellular component (GO): plasma membrane
Molecular function (GO): G protein-coupled receptor activity
Source: RefSeq, a predicted model, not a curated record